Molecule: messenger RNA, 2322 nt
Organism: Myxozyma melibiosi
Lineage: Eukaryota; Fungi; Ascomycota; Lipomycetes; Lipomycetales; Lipomycetaceae
Product: putative cytochrome P450 oxidoreductase
Exons: 4
Coding region: 407-2032 (541 amino acids)
Molecular function (GO): monooxygenase activity; oxidoreductase activity, acting on paired donors, with incorporation or reduction of molecular oxygen; iron ion binding
Source: RefSeq, a predicted model, not a curated record
GGAUUGAUUUCAACACAAGUGACAAUGUUUGGCAGUAAAGAAACACUAACACCACAUCUUUGUCGGGCAUUUGUAGGGAUGGUUACGUCAUCGUGAAGCUUACAACAACACAUGGUGUCGAAUAACCCGGACUUUGCGCGGGUAUUUCGCCAGGGUGCUUAUUUUCUUCGCGAAUUCGCAGUUCCGCUUGAUAUUAUCAUCCACGUAAAAGAGGCUAUCAAUGUUCCCCCCACAUCCAUCAACAGUCCGUCCGAGGUUUGCUUGACUUCUCUGAUGGGCCAAUUUUGAAGAUAGCACAAGCUCUGCACAUAUAAGCGGCGUGGUCUGGAACUCAUCGCAGCCAUUUCUUCUCUUGACUGGUUCGACUACUUCCAUUUGACAUCUGGGCUAUCUUUAUCAUCAAACAAUGGCAGUCAAAGCAGAUCUUUAUAGUUACAUCAAGCCCUCGGCUGUGCCGUUCUACCAAACUCCUUCGUUUGUUCUGGGAGCUAUUGUUGUGGCCUAUCUUGUAUUCAAGAUACUCAGAAGUGGCCGACGUGAUCCUCGCAUGCCUCCUGGACCUCCUACCAUCCCGAUAUUUGGUAACGCACUCCAGAUUCCAACCACGGGAAUAGGCAGAAAAUAUCGCGAAUGGGCCGAUCAGUACGGUCCAGUCUUCUCUCUCAAAGUCGGACCUACCAACAUGGUUGUUUGCUGCGACAAGAAGUCCGUCAAUGCCAUGAUGGACAAGAAAGGCAAGACCUUCUCCGACAGACCCUUCAACUACGUGACGAAUUAUAUCACCCAUGGUGAUCAUGUGCAGCUCGAAAGUGUUUCUCCUUCAUGGAGAGAGAAGCGCGCGGUGGUCACGAGAAACCUUGCUCCGGCGUUGUUGGAUGAGAAACACUGGAAGGUCCAGGAAGCAGAAGCUGCUAUCUUCUUGAACAACAUCCUAAAAUAUCCGGAUCACAUAAUGGACUAUGCGAAGCUGUAUACGACGUCCGUUGCCUGCACUCUUAUCUGGGGUCAACGUAUCACCGAUCUCAACUCUUUCUGGUUCAAGGAUUUCAAUGAUCUAAUGGAUGUUUGGAUCGAAGCGGAAGAGCCGGGAGCUAAUCCACCUAUCGAUGAAUUUCCAAUUUUGAAGUAUUUCCCUGGCAAAUGGAAGAAGCGUGCCGACAAAUGUCGCGAUAUGAUGGAUGACAUGUGGGACAAGGCAAGAGCCAUUAUCGACGAGCGCAGAGCCAAAGGGAUCCGAAGAGACUGCUUCAUUGAUACCAAGCUUGACGAGUAUGCUCAAAAGGGAUGGCCUAUGUCUCAGCAUGCGUUCAACAAUCUCUUCGGCGAACUUCUGGAGGCUGGAGCAGAUACGACCGCCAAUCAAAUUUUGACCCUCAUCCUGGCGCUCGCAAAAUAUCCCGAGAUUCAGAAGCGAGCAAGAAAGGAGAUUGAUGCAAUUUGCGAUGCAAGCCAGAGCCCACAGUUUGCCGUUCAUUUCGACCAGAUGCCCUACAUUAACUGCAUUGUGAAAGAAGGAAUGAGAUGGCGUCCUACUGCCUCCGGGGGAUUGCCGCAUCUUUGCACUGAAGACUAUUGGUAUGAUGGCAUGUUGAUCCCUAAGGGAACAAUUUGCUUCGUCGGUGUAUGGGCUAUUCAUCAUGACGAGAAGCUGUAUCCUGACCAUGAUAAAUUCAACCCCGACCGAUAUCUGGAUCAUCCAAAGCUUGCCAGUGACUAUGCCGCUUCGCCCGAUUACAACAACAGAGAUCACUAUGGGUACGGUGCUGGACGUCGGAUCUGUCCGGGAAUGCACUUGGCCGAGCGCAAUAUGUGGCGUAUAGUUGCCAAACUAUUGUGGGCCUUUGAGCUUUCUGAACCCGUGGAUCCUGUUUCUGGUAAUGUGAUCCCUCUGGAUGUCGAGGCUUAUAACUCUGCAAUUUUACUUCGUCCUCUUCCUUACAAAGUCACUGUCAAGCCGCGAAGCCCCGAGCACCUCAAGACUGUCCAGGGAGAAUUGGCGGGUGCUAUGAAGUUUAUGUCUAAAUGGGAGUAGGUGGCCUCAGGAGUGCCUUGUACUGAACAUAUGUACCGAAUGUGAAGCGUUGUGCUGAGAUUCAAUUUAUUUGUGUUGCUCGGAAUUAGUCAAUAGUGAUAAUUGUACUACCAGUGAAUUAAAUUCUUCUUCAGCCUAACAACUUAUCUCAGCGUACAACAGGCUAUCGUUUUUCUGCGCAACAUCACAUUAGUAAAAGAGCGUUGAUCCAUUAGUCAUCUUAGCGACCAGAGAAGCUAUUCAACAAAGUACAAGUUCAAGCACAUGAGGAGGCUUUACUCGACUCUUCG